This is a messenger RNA of Pyrenophora tritici-repentis Pt-1C-BFP, 2461 nucleotides long. Its product is annotated as PWI multi-domain protein. Gene Ontology annotation, cellular component: spliceosomal complex. The record is from RefSeq and is a predicted model, not a curated record. Gene Ontology annotation, molecular function: mRNA binding. Lineage: Eukaryota; Fungi; Ascomycota; Dothideomycetes; Pleosporales; Pleosporaceae. Gene Ontology annotation, biological process: mRNA processing.
AUGUACGGCUAUCCCGGUGCCCCCGGCUACAACCGCCCCCCGGGCUUUGCAGCAGGUCCGCCUGGCAUGGCACCACCUGGAAUGGGUCCGCCAGGCGCUGCCGCACCCCCUCCCGGCGUCGCAGCUCCUCCAGGUGUCGCGAACGCUCAAGUCCCACCGACAAUGAACGGACCGCGCGCUCUACCCUCAGGAUGGCAAGCGCCUGCCAACAUGCCCAACUUCAACUUCAACGCGCCCGUCAUUCGCUUGGGAACGCAGGGAGGUCGGAGCGGAGCUGCUGAUAGCCAUGCAGGCGGACGGAGGGAUAAUGCAGCACCACCCGCUCGCCGUGGACUCGGUAUGGAUAGGGACGGCGAUCGCCGAGACGGUCCCAUGCAGGUCAUCCCACCCAGUCGCGAGGAGAUUGCAAGGACAAUAUUUGUUGGCAACAUCCCCGAUGGUGUUGGUGGUGAUGAGGGUAUGGAGCGCAUUCUCGAGACUGCUGGAAAGCUAGCCCGCUGGACAAGGGCAACCGAUGCGAACAACAAACCUCAGACAUUCGGUUUCGCCGAGUUUGGGGACGCGCAGAGCCUGGAGACGGCCGCCGAGAUCUUCAAAGAUGUGCACGUACCUACGAAGCGCCAAAAGCCCGGCAAGGCCAAGAAGGAGGAAGGCGAAGAGGAGCAAGAGGUCGAGACCACAAAACUGCACUUUAUGGUCGACGAUGCCUCGAUCAAGUACGCAGAGGAAUGGAGCAAGACGAGAAACGAAGACGAGGCCACUGUCCAAUUUCGCCUUGACAGUGCGAAGGAAGCACUUUCCCAAGUUCUCGCGAGCUUCUUCAACCCACCCAACGCGGCCACCAUGGACUACGCUGGAGACACAAUGAUGCAAGAUGCGCAAACCCAAGAUGGCGAGGAUGUGGAGGUCGCUUUCGUCAACCUCGCCAAUGGGGAGGAUGAGCUUGCGGAUAUCCCUGCGGAGAUGCGAGAGAUUGUUGCCGCUGAGAUCGCAGCCUUCCGCGACCGUUCGAACCAGCGCGAUCGCGAACGCCUGAGGAAGGAGGAAGAGGUUGAGCAGGAAGAGCGCCGCCGUAGUGGGAGGCGCACUUCGCCCCCUCCUUCUGCGCCUACUGGACCUGGCGGUGCCAACGGAGUGCCACUAGGUCCGCGUGCUGAGCGUGGAGUUCAAGGCGCACCGAGUGGACCUAAAAACUCCCAGUUUCCCCGCGAUUAUCAAGGUGGCGUAAACUUUGUCAACGGUGGUGCUAUCAACAAUGGUACCUACAUUGACCGCGAGGAUGAUGAUGAUUCAGCCAGCGACUCUGAGCUUGAACGCCGUCGCCAGAAGAAGCGAAGUGAGGAGGCCGACGAAGCGUAUAGGAAACAGCUUUCUCGAUGGCUCAACACAGAGCGUCGUACUGUCGCCUCACUCGAGCGUACAAACGAGAACUUUAAGAACAAGGAUGCGGAGCGCGAGAAAGCACGCGCGGAACAGGCAAAGUUCCUCCGAGAGUACGACGACGAUGAACAAGCAGCUUCCAGGCGCGAUCUCUACUACCGCGACCACAGCGAUUGGAUCCGUGCGCGCGAAAAGUAUCGUAGUCAAGAAGCCAAGGAAGAUGCCGCGGAUCGGGACCAAGAACGACGUGAACUCGCGACACAAAAGAAGCAAAAGGAUCAUGCUCGUGGUCAGGCCGAUGCAUUCCUGGAAGAGCAGGGCGAAGAAAUCAUGCGCAAGGAGGAACAGCGCGAGCCCGCCUCACAUUUCAAGAUCUCUCUGGGUGCCGCCACAAAGAAGCUCGAACAGACUGCUGCUCCUCGCCGCACAGCUGCCGACGUCGAAAACCUUCUCGAAGACGAAGAAAUUACCGAUCAGCCCGGUACUAAGAAGCGCACUCUUGUUCCUAUCAACUUCGAUACCGCUGUCCGCGCCAACCUCACGCAGGAGGAAAUUCUCGAAGGCCAGCGACAGCUUGCGCGCGACAUUCCUACUGACAAGGAAGGCUUGUGGAAGUGGCCUGUCUCUUGGGAUCAUCUACCUGAGAAGACCAUCGACAAGGACAUCAAGGACUGGGCUGGAAACAAGGUUCUCGAGAUCAUGGGUCUACAGGAAGAAAUGGUUGUCGAUGUCAUUGUGGACUAUCUGAAAGACAGGCGCGGACCUCAGGCCCUGGUGGAGAACUUGGAAGGAGCCCUCGACGAGGAAGCUGAGUCUCUUGUCAAGAAGCUCUGGCGUAUUGUCAUCUACUACAGCGAGACGGAGAAGAGAGGUAUCAAAUAAGUAUGUAGUCUUACGUUCAUACAGACAACGGACAGCAUUGCGGUCUCUACGGGUCAACCUUCUACGGGAAAUCUACGGUACGGGCGAGUGAGUAUAUGGGCGGUCUUCUCCGAGUAGCUAUUGACGCGACGUAGGGUCCUCGGGAUCUUGCAUCACGGUACGAAAGUAGAUAAUGGGUGUGGAAUCGAUCAUCAUACCA